Molecule: messenger RNA, 1370 nt
Organism: Erythranthe guttata (spotted monkey flower)
Lineage: Eukaryota; Viridiplantae; Streptophyta; Magnoliopsida; Lamiales; Phrymaceae
Source: RefSeq, a predicted model, not a curated record
AUCAUUGAAUAAAAUGAAUCCCAACACUUCUAGUUGUGAAAAUACGAUGCAAACGAGAAGUCUGAUCUUCAGUUCUGUUCAUCAGUCAGAGGGUCAAAUAUAAUAACAUAAUUGUAUCUCUAUCGGGAAAAAUUUCUCGGGAUUUCCUAAGCCUAAGCAAUUGUAUUUUUCAGACAAGAAGUUGUGUAGUGUCGGUUUUGGAAUUCGUAAUACCACUUAUGUAUACGUCUAUACGUUGAUUCAAUGCGAUGAUAUUUCAGUCUCUAAAGAGGCAACUUUUAUGGAUACAGUAUGUUUGUCGGUUCUUAUAAUUCUGUUAGUUACACCAUUAAAUUGUAAGUUUUUAACCGUUUGCAGAUAGAUUGAAAAAUACCGCGUACGGUCAAAUGAGUAGUGUUUCAACAUCGAAUGGCGCACGAUCAGCUUUCUCAUAUUGCGUCCAGCAAGUACGAAACUACGACUACCACCACUACCUAUGCCUCCUCGAACUCCCACAAAACAUGCGAAAAUCCGCUUUCGCAAUCCGAGCAUUCAACGUCGAAACGUCAAGAGCAAUGGACGUUGCUUCCGAUCCAAGAAUCGGUCUAAUGCGGCUCCUUUGGUGGCAAGAAUCCAUCGACAAAAUCUUCUCCAACAAGUUAAUCGAACACCCAGUCGCUCAAGCUCUCUCUUCCAUAAUAUCCGAGCACAAGGUCAGUAAAAUCUGGCUAAAAAGAUCCGUCGAAGCUCGAAUAAAAGACGCCCAAAGAGAAGUCACCGAUAUUCAAGAAACUGUGGAGGAUUUGGAGCGUUACGCAGAGGACACGGUAUCCACCAUUUUGUACUCGACACUUCAAUCAGGUGGUAUAAGUUCCACCGUAGCGGAUCACGCAGCCUCGCACAUCGGCAAAGCGAGCGGGCUUUUGUUGCUGCUUAAGUCCCUGCCUUACCAUGCAAAUAGGAACUCGUCUUUGCCUUACAUACCUCUAAAGGUGGCGGAAAAACACGGGCUUUUGGUGAAUGAGGGUGGGAAGUAUGGAAUACGUGUUGAUUCUCGUGAGGGUUUGUGCAAUGCUGUUUUCGAGAUUGCGUCUGUUGCGAACGCGCAUUUGAAGAAGGCCCGUGAGUUGAAAGUGCCUGCUGAGGCACGUGCGGUGCUGCUGCCAGCUGUCGCUGCGCAGGUUACGCUGGACACGUUGAGCCGUGUGCAGUUUGACGUGUUUGAUUCGAGGUUGACGAGGGGUAUUUUGGGGAUUCCGCCUUUGUGGUUUCAGUUGAAGCUCAAGUGGUGUUCUUGGAGAGGGAAAUACUGAGAGUUGUUAUGCAAUGACACUAAUAUUGGCGAGCACCGGUUUGGUUUGCUUGUGUUGAAUAAAAUGUUUCUUUUAGGG